This is a messenger RNA of Orbilia oligospora ATCC 24927, 2253 nucleotides long. RefSeq lists its product as uncharacterized. The transcript has a single exon. Lineage: Eukaryota; Fungi; Ascomycota; Orbiliomycetes; Orbiliales; Orbiliaceae. The record is from RefSeq and is a predicted model, not a curated record. The coding region runs from base 1 to 2253 and encodes 750 amino acids.
AUGUCGAACAAUACGACCAUACUAGCUACGAAAACCGACGAUGAUGAUGUCUGGCAGAUGCAACUAACCCUAGUGGCCCUUCUGAUAGCCAUAGUGGCUCUCUUCAUCGCAUUCUUCCAAGUUCUCUUACAAUACCUCAGUUCCCCUCAACGUGACAAAUGUCUAACUGGAGCAAUCGGGACUUGGUCGAACUUCACCAGAACUCGCUGGGACCUCUCAAGAUGGAGGAUCAGAGUCAAAUAUUCAAGGAUCAAUCUCUCACCAUGGAUGAUAAUUCACAUCAGACAAUCUCAAGAGGCGGAAAUCCUCAAAUGGGUACAAGAACAAGGCCGAGACUAUCAUCACACUUCAAUUGGUGGCUCUGGCAUUGGAAGGUUCGAUUUAACCCACGGAUCCCUCGUUCUACACUAUCCUGAUGAUCCCCAAAACACAUUAUCAUUCUGGAUGCUACCCUUCAAAGAAAAGGUAACCUGGACCUACUUUCGCAUAUGCCACUGGAGAUCAUGUCCAGGAUUUGCGAGAGCAGGUUGGGUCAACAUUCUAUCCGCCUUGAAUGUCUGUCCCGACAGUCGACUCAUGGAUGGAUUGCAAGACGCGGAUAUCAUCCCUUCCGCGGUCGACGCUCCAUUCCAAGUUGUGGAUCUGAACACCCUUGGUCUCCUCUGUUAUAUGCUCGGUCUGCGAGAUGUUAAAAUCGACGAAAGUUCCGGAACAAUCGAUGCGAGGAAUGCAUACCUUCGGGUGCAGACCUUAACUAUCCCCGCCGUAGGUCAAGUAGUAGCCAUCGAUGGUGAUUUUGAAAGUCUUCGGAAACAACUACAUACCGUCAACUCCGAAGAACUCAUGUCGGUGUUAAGAUCGGCAACGGGGCAUAUUCAUGUAAACAUGUUUCAGCCAAGUAUUCACUUUUUUGAUGAAGGUGCAGGACUUUAUGGACUCUUCUAUCGUUGGAAUAGUGAUAUGUGGGAAAGUUACCGUAUAUGGGUAACCACAAACUUGAUUGUUCAGAACCCCAGUCAUGAGAUAGCCGUUAAGGCUUCCCUAACUGCCCAAUGUACGGCGUACAAGAACGAAGCUGCCCUUAUGAUUCAAAUCGAGGAUUCUUGGUCUGCAAUCUGGAAUUCCUUGAUUGGAAGUGCAACCCCCACGAUCAUCAAGUACAUGGCAUUUCUACCAUUCAUGCCCAUAUGGUCAGCUCAGCCCGGGGAGUCCUUUUUUGCUGCCUAUAACAGCUAUCUGAACAAAUCCCGCGCCAACUAUAUGAAAAACCUUGGUCGGAAUUUCGUCCCAAAUAUCGAAUUCCACGCCAAAGUGGAAUUUAUGUUGGCAACGAACCGUGUACCAUUUAUUCGGCCAAAGUCUGAAUUCCUGUUAACGAAGGAUACAGGAGCAAUGCCUGAUGUUUCUAGAUCAUGGGCUAUAGAGCCUAGCAUCCCAAUUCUUAGGAGCUGGCCCGGUGCGUGCGACGUGGUUGAUCAAAUCCUCAACCCAAAUCUCCCUCUCCCUCUCCCCAAUGCCGUCAUCCAACUCCUCAAGGGAGGGCCUAUGCAAGAAGUCCGCACGGGGCUAGAGCAAUACGUCAUGGAAACCGAAAUUGCUGGAUACACUCUCGAGAGUACCAUCUAUCUAGCCCUCAUGUUUCUCGACGCCCGCAUCCAGACCUUGUGGUGCAAAGUAGAGGGUGCAGAUGACGGCCCACUAACCGGCUUUUACAAAGUCCCCGAGGUGACACCUUCAGAGCAGUGUAAGCUAAUGGACCACAUUCGAUUCCACCCAUCAGCUGCAGUCGUAGACUUCCUGGGAUGUUGGAUGGAUGUCUGUACAAAAAUCGAUGCAGUCGGUGAUACCAUCCUCUUAAUCGAAGCAUUCCACGAAGUUUUGGGCGAGUGGACGACCGGAGACGAACAUCUCUGCUACUCAAUCAUGGAUGGGUUCGUGCCAGACCCAUCUCCUGAAGAGACAAUGCGUGCCAGCUAUCAAAGGAUCGCUAUCAACGAUCGCGACCCUAGACAAAAACAUAUCAGUCAGGUAUUAUCAGGAAAGUGUCGAUCAGGCCAACCGAUGACGAAAUCAAAAUUCGCCGAAUGGGUUAAAGCAGACGAGAACAGACUCCGAGAAAUGGAAAAGAUUCUGCCGUUGCUUCAAUUGAGGAUUUGGUUGAUGCAGCUAUGUUAUGGGUGCUAUGCGGACUCUCCAAUGGUUUGUAAAGCAAGAAUGAGGAGGGGAACAAGGGUGGAAGUCAGGUUGAUAUGA